CAUCGUCUCGGCGCACCAUGCUAUAUAAGGGUCUUUACGUGUGUGGCACGGGUUUUGGUGCUUCAUGUAAUACAUCGCAGCAGCACAUUUCUAUAUCUACGUUGUUAUGUACGAAGAGUCUGACGUCCAAUUCGCCUUUCCCUUGGAGGACAGGUACAAGUGCCCGCUGUGUGGCCGACAUCUGCGGAAACCCCGCCAGUCGGUUGAAUGUGGCCAUCGCUUCUGUGAAAGUUGUCUGACUGAAGAACUGCGGAAAGGAGCACCAAAGUGUCCAAUAGACCAGCAAGUUCUCUCAUCAACACAGGUGUUUCCAGACAGGUGUGCAGAAAGAGAAAUACAACAACUCAUUGUCAAUUGUGUUAAUAAGAAAGCUGGUUGUGAAGUGCAAGUACCACUCAAGGAACUCCAGGCCCAUCUAGAGGAAUGCAAGUAUGCAACAAUAGAAUGUAUUUACAAGUCUCUUGGCUGCGAGGAACAGGUUGUAAGGUGUCACCUUGCAGAACAUCUGGAGAAGGAAUGUCAGUUCAGACAACAGCCGUGCAGGUUCUGUCAGGAGUUGAUACCUCUGGCACAGACAGAGGAUCACACAAAGCAGUGCCCUAAGGCCCCAAGCACCUGUCCAAAUGGCUGCGAAUUGACAGGAGUGACACGAGAACAGGUAGAAAAGCACCUCCAAGAUGAAUGCCCCCAGUCAGAAGUCAACUGUCGGUACAACUCAUAUGGGUGUGCAUUUAAGGGCCCUAGAAGUCAUGUCAGUGAACAUGAAUCACUGUCCAUGGCAGAGCACCUACUCAUGAUGACCGCCAACCUGGCCAACAUGGAACUCAGUCUGUCUGAAUCACGUAGAGAGCUGCAGGAAGUAUCUAACCAGAGAGACCUCCUAAAGAACACAGUCACACAACAAGCUAACGAGAUCUCAUCACUCAGACAGAAAGCUGAAAAGCAGGAUGGGAAAAUUGCAUCACUGCAGAAAAUGGUAGCCAACCAAACAGACAAACUUAUGAAGUUUGAGCACGAUCUGGGGACAACUGCAAAGAAGGAAGAUGUAGAUGGUCAAAAGAGGGACCUGGUGGCGGUGAAAGAGACAGUAAAAAGAACCGAGAACAGACUGGCAAAGUUGGAGACCAGGGGAUCAGGAGGAGGGGGGCUGUUAUCAGGUGCAACAGGUGAAGUGGAAACACAGCUCGCAGCCCAAGACAGGCAACUCGGCAUCCACGAUGUUCGACUGGCUGAGAUGGACCUCCGCUUCCAGAUCCUGGAGACAGCCAGCUUUGACGGCACCCUGCUCUGGAAGAUCAAAGACUACACCAGAAGGAAGCACGACGCUGUGACUGGUAGAACUCUGUCUCUCUACAGCCAGCCUUUUUACACCAGUAGAAAUGGUUAUAAGAUGUGUGCUAGGGUGUAUCUGAACGGGGAUGGCAUGGGGAAGGGUACCCACAUGUCCCUGUUCUUUGUAAUCAUGCGGGGAGACUAUGAUGCCCUUCUGCCCUGGCCCUUCAGACAGAAGGUAACAUUGAUGCUGCUGGAUCAGGAUCAGGGCAGGCGCCACCUGUCCGACACGUUCCGGCCUGAUCCGACCAGCAGCAGUUUCAAGCGCCCCACGAGCGACAUGAACAUCGCGUCAGGCUGCCCGCUGUUUGUGUCUCAGGCUGUGGUGGAGGGCAGCCCUUAUCUUAAAGACGACACAAUUUUUAUCAAAGUUAUUGUUGAGACAUCAGACCUGGUUGGGCCAUAAGCUAAUUACUAGUGCCUCGCAAUUACUGGUCAUGCAUCAACCGGUAGGCUAUACAUAGAGGUUAGACAACCAAUGGCAAUGCCAAAAAGGCAAGUUUUCAGCUUAGCCUUAGGCUACUAUAACAUCUCUAAGUAUGUCACGACCACCAGUCUGUAAAACAGUCAGUGCAGCAAUUCCGGCCCGAGUAUUCUACCUGUACCGGUAAC
Branchiostoma belcheri (Belcher's lancelet) is the source of this 1944-nucleotide messenger RNA. RefSeq names its product TNF receptor-associated factor 3-like. The transcript has 9 exons. The record is from RefSeq and is a predicted model, not a curated record. NCBI's taxonomy places the organism in Eukaryota, Metazoa, Chordata, Leptocardii, Amphioxiformes, Branchiostomatidae. Gene Ontology annotation, molecular function: zinc ion binding; protein binding. Gene Ontology annotation, cellular component: plasma membrane signaling receptor complex. Gene Ontology annotation, biological process: protein K63-linked ubiquitination; tumor necrosis factor-mediated signaling pathway; regulation of canonical NF-kappaB signal transduction. The coding region runs from base 107 to 1738 and encodes 543 amino acids.